Parascedosporium putredinis is the source of this 1626-nucleotide messenger RNA. Lineage: Eukaryota; Fungi; Ascomycota; Sordariomycetes; Microascales; Microascaceae. The record is from the annotation of a GenBank genome assembly.
AUGUCUCAUCACAGUUCAACCGGCCAGAGGUCCCCGCCUUACACCGGCGCGGACGACUCCUUUCCCAACACCACCCAUACCAACAGCACCACCAACCAAAGAGACCCCGCCGAUCGCCGUCGGACCCAGAUUCGCCUUGCGCAAAGAGCGUAUCGCAAUCGCAAAGAGACUGCUAUUCAGACUCUUGAGAAAAAGGUCAACGUGCUUCAGGACACCAAUGAGGAGAUGAGCAAGGCUUUCAUGAACUUGUACGACACCGCUCUCUCCCAUGGGCUCCUAUCGGCCGCUCCAGAGUUUGGUCGCCAGCUGCAAGCCACGACAGAAAAAUUCGUCGCCCUGGCCAGGAAGAUGAGCGAUGACGCUUCCUCGCGGGAUGGCGACCAAGCUUUGGAGAACGAGUCCGACGGCCUCGCCGGAAGCGUCGUGGCCCACCUCGGGAUUAAUAUCUCCCGGGGCUCCGGCGUCCACGGCGACUCCGGCGGGAAAUGGCGAGGCGACGAAUGCAGGCUCGAACAGAAGGGGUCAGAUUCGAACCGCACCGCCUCGACCCUGGAGGCGCGUGGCGAGGCUAGUAGCCAGCGAAACGACCCGUCGGUGCCGUUUGGUUACCAGUUCCCGAACAAGAGCUCGGGUGCGCGGAGCGGCGUCGAGAAGUUCUCGGGCAACGCUAGUUACCCAUUCGCAGCCGCGCCUCUGCCGCCCUUUCGCGUGUUCCCCGUGCCAUCGUCGUAUUCCUACCUGGAACGCACCUUCGGCCGGCGCAUACAGAGGGCGACUCUGGAGCAGGCCCUCGUCUUGUUGAAUAUGCCCAGCCCUCCCCGUAUCUACGCAGCCGUCUUUGGCUUUUGUCUUUUGUUUCAGUCCCGCGAGAAAAUUAUUCAGAGAGUAACUGACUGUAUCAGUCGGCACAACCGACAAACCCUCGACAACUGGAAGUUUCCGUUCUUCCAUCUUGGUGGCGCCGGGUCGUUCUUCAACCUCGUAAGCCGCUCUGCUGACUCUAGUGACGUGCCCACCACCGAUUCCGGUUCCACAAGCGGCGACAGCACUAGCGCCAGCGCCAGCGCCAGCGCCAGCACGCGUGCCGGUGCCCCUUCCUCCUCCGACCUCGCCGCGCCCCUCCUCGGAAACCAGGACACGCAAGGGCCGCACAAGCCGUCGCCCGACGCCAACUUUGCCAUGGGACCCUUUGACGCCCUUGUAGAGGAAACAAGGGACAUUCGUAUGGAUGAGCGGAUGCGCAUGACGGUGCCCGGCUUUCAAGAUUUCGUCACCGUCAACAUUGAUCCCGACGACUUUUCGCUCGAUUCCAUCCGUGGAACGACGCAACAGACGCCGGAAGGCUUCAACUACUUCCCGAGUAAUAACCAAACGGAGGCGGACAAUGUGCCGAGUGACGACGUGCCCAUGACGACCUUGUUCCAAAAUGACACCAUUCUAGACUCGAUUCUCGCUCCACAAACAAGCGUGUCUCUAAGCGAUCCCCUCUUCUUCCAUGACUUUGUAGAUCCUUUCGCCCCAGAUACAGGGAACGUAUCAAUACCACUCUCCUGGACGCCUCAGCCAAAAGCACCCAAGACGAAGCAAAGGGUCUCGCUCAAUGUAGAAAAAUUCGUGGUCGGUUAG